Molecule: messenger RNA, 4555 nt
Organism: Athalia rosae (coleseed sawfly)
Lineage: Eukaryota; Metazoa; Arthropoda; Insecta; Hymenoptera; Athaliidae
Gene: Pdk1
Product: 3-phosphoinositide-dependent protein kinase 1
Exons: 4
Coding region: 389-2041 (550 amino acids)
Biological process (GO): peptidyl-serine phosphorylation; intracellular signal transduction
Molecular function (GO): ATP binding; protein serine/threonine kinase activity
Source: RefSeq, a predicted model, not a curated record
AAACGAGUGAAUUUUCAACAACGAUUUCUACAAGAACUGCCAAAAUUUCUAGUACGACUUUAGACGAUUCAUCAUCUUGAUUAUUCGUAUAAUUUAUGAAUAUCGGAUAGUUAAGAGAGACGAAAAAUGAAAAAUCAAAGGAGUGAAUUUUGUUUUCUAGUAUUAAAUUAGUGACGAGUGAUACGAAAAAGAAAAAAAAAAAUAUCAAAACAACGAAUAAAUAAAAAUUUCACAAAGUGACUUUUCUUCAACGACUGCUGUUAUAAACCAAAUUGGCUAUAACUGCAAAUACACACGAGAGAGAUCGGGAGAGCAAGUUAUGCGAAGGACAACACCCACAGGAUUUCUUAUUCAAAAUUAGUCCGGACAAACUUUCUUAUCGGAUGAGAUGAUGGUACGUGUGGCGAACCAGGCGCUUACCGUUUCGCCACAGCCGGCAGUAGCGGUGGAGGGGCCGGUGUCAAAAAUGUCUCCACCGACGAACGACGUGACCAACGGGGUUGUGGCGCCUCAAACCACCAUGGCGCCAAGGGUUCCUCCCACCACGAACCCUGCCCUGGUUCUAACGAAUCGCACCCCCGCGAAAUACACCCCCAAGGACUUUAUCUUUGGAAAGGUCAUCGGCGAGGGUAGCUUUGGAACUGUCUACCUUGCUAAGGACAUUCACACGAGCAAGGAAUAUGCCAUCAAGGUGUGCGAUAAACGUCACAUCAUCAAGGAGAAGAAGACUGAAUAUGUGACACGUGAGAAGGAAGUGCUGAACAUGUUGGCGGGUGCAAAGCAUUCUUUUGUCCGUCUAUACUGCACCUUCCAAGAUUCAGACCGUCUCUACUUCGUACUUUCGUACGCGAAGAAUGGUGAACUUUUACCUUACAUCAACAAGGUUGGCUCAUUCGACAUCGAGUGCACGAAAUUUUAUUCAGCUGAAAUCCUGAGGGGUUUGGAGUAUCUUCACGGUCUUGGUAUAAUUCAUCGAGAUCUGAAACCAGAGAACAUCCUUCUGGAUGAAAAGAUGCACGUACUUAUCACGGAUUUCGGUUGUACGAAAAUAUUGAAACCACCAGAAGUUCCCGUUAACGAAAAUGAGACCCACGUUAGAGAACGGAAGAAUUCAUUCGUCGGCACAGCACAAUACCUUUCUCCUGAAAUAUUGAAAGACAGAAACGCUAGCAGAUCAUCAGACCUAUGGGCAUUUGGUUGCAUUAUCUAUCAAAUGGUCGCUGGUCUACCGCCGUUCAGAGCAAGAAACGACUAUAUGAUCUUCCAAAAAAUUCAAAAACUCGACUACGAAGUUCCUGAUGGUUUUUCCGAACUUGCCAAAACUUUGGUAGAACAACUUCUCGUUUUGGAUCCGACACAGAGAUUAGGGGCGCAGGACGAACAUGGUGCCGGAUAUCCAAGUAUCAGGGCUCAUCCUUUCUUCGAAGGUGUUGACUUUGAAACACUACACGAACAAACACCACCACCAAUUUAUCCUUACCUACCCGGUACCUCGGAGCAUGAAGAAUUAAGAUCGCACUACCGAGUACCAGAUCAUCUAGAGCCAGGCCUCGACGAUAAACAACUUACGAGGUUACUUGGUCUUGGAAUUGGAGAGGAGGAGAAACCUGAACCGAGAGCAGCCGUCGUUGAAAAACCAAGGAAGCAGGCAGGGAUCGCUGAUCUUACGCCGGAAGAAAUCAACUCCAGACUAAAGAAACAAAGAUCAUCCAACAAAUGGGAUUACCUUGUCGAAGGCAAUCUAAUUCUCAAACAAGGAUUGGUUUACAAGAGGAAAGGACUCUUUGCCAGGAGAAGAAUGCUUCUGUUAACAACUGGACCACAUCUGUAUUACGUCGAUAUGGUUAACAUGGUCGUCAAAGGAGAAAUUCCAUGGAGUCCCGAAUUACGGGUGGAACCUAAGAACUUCAAAAUCUUCUUCAUCCACACGCCAAACAGAACAUACUAUCUCGAAGACCCAGACGGUUUUGCGCUGGAUUGGUGCCGAGCCAUUGAAGAGAUGCGAGUCCAUUAUUACGGCCUCCUGGAAUCCACGGCUUGAGUAUAAACAAAAUAAAAAAAACAACUCAUAAGUGAACAUCAUUGAUAUAAAAUUUCAAAAAACAUUUAAGUCUGCGAGAGGUGCCUCAUAGGAAGAAUUAAAUCAAAUAGGUUAAUUAUUGAUGUGAGUUAUUUAUAUCGCGUAUAAGGCAUGUGUCCGAUACGAAAUAUUUAGGAAAAUUUAGGUGAAUUCGAAGUUGCACGUUAUUAGUUAUAGUUGUGUUGUUUGUAUUUAUUAAGUUAGGCACCUAUACGCAAAAGGUGCGUUGCUGGAGAUGGAGAUUUUUUUUUUUCUACCGAAAUCAAACGAACUGGGUUCUCGUCGCUCGUUUCAAUGGAGCUUAUUGAAGAAAGAAACCGCCGGAAAUUAAGAAAAAAAUGUGGAGGAAAUCCACAGACCAAAAUCAUUACUUACACUGCCCGUAAAUCUCAAAGUUUACAAUUUACAAUAAAUACCGUAAUAGAUUUUAACUGAAAUAAACAUUCAAAUGAUUAGUUGUUGAAUACCAUUCGGAUAGGUAAAAGAAACGCUUGAAUCAGAUAUCAAUCAAUUAUCAUUUACUUUUCCAGUCAAAGUUUUCGUUUCUACGAGCGAUGCGAAUUCACGUAUAAAUUGAAUUCUAGAAGAAAAAGAAUCCACUUGCUUCGGCUUAGAAAAUUUAGCGAAUAAAUAGCGAAUACUGUACCUUAGCGAAAUACGUUUGGACCCGAAAGUUCAAUUUAGAUAGCAAAUUUAGGGUAAACCUUGAGUGAACCAAAAAACAAACAAAUCGAAGUUAAGAAAAAGAAAACGCUAUGGCGGACAAUCUUGCAGCUUUAAUUUACGUUGCCUGGAGUAUACGAGUUUUUGGUCUUCGUAUGCGUCUUUGUAAAUAUUAGCAAGUAAUUUUGAAUAGGUAAAAAAAGAAACAGGCUUCGUGAAACAAUUCAGUCCUACCCAGGUGUUUUUCGUGUAUAAAUGAUAUGGCGCCCUCGCGGACAUAACCCAAAGUGUGUGACGUAGCAAAGACAUUUGCGUACAAAUAUUGCUGAACUCAUUUCUCGCUUGUACAAGGAGGAAGUCGGGUGAAAGAAGAGGAGUUAGAAGAAGGAGGGAAAGGCGAUGGACGACAUGUCCCUAUGUCUCAAAGACUUGUAUCGAAAACUAUUCUGUUCAUAGCUUAAGAAAUACUAAAGACCAUACCAUAGUUCGUAGUUAUCCCUGUAUAAUGUUCAUGUUGACUAAUUACUAUCAUCUUAGGUAAUAAUAUUUAAAUAGUUAUCUCUGUUCGUUAAUUUAUGAUGAAUGAUGAAAAGUCGUCUGUUAUUUAUUUCGUGUGUUUAAAUGUUUAUGAAAGAUUAUAAAUAUCUUAAUAUAGUAUAAAUUUGUCCUUGUAAAUAGCAAACAAAAAACAAGCCACAAUUAUUCGUCGGUAGUCGGUUAAACUGUUGCCCCUAUCUUGUAUGAUAUUAAAUGUAUAUUAGGUGUUUAUUAGUUGUGUAUAGUUAGGAAACUGUAAAUUAUAGAUUUAGAAAACUUUAGGUUGUAUUUCUUGGGGCAGUUUAACCCGUGUAUUUUUAUAUAAACAGGGUAUAUUAUUGGUCGUUGAACUCAAGUUUUUGUGAAAGUUCGUAAAAAUUUUGAUCAAUUCUCAACCGAGAGUUUUUCGGAAUUGUUCCCGAUUUCAGUGGCUUUUCCAAAAUGACCGCUUUUGGCGGGUCACCUACAAAACGGGCGGACGGAAGCAUUAACGAAGGCGAGACGAUCGAUGUUAUUUAGGGAUUAAAAAAUUAUAGCGGCGAAAAAUAGUGGCUUGUUGGAAUACAUUUUCCGAUAUCAAUAUGCACAAAGUAGUAUUAGCCGUAUAACGAGACUUUGUGGAUUUUGAAUUGUGGAAAUGUUAUAUUUCUACUGUAAACUUUACAAAAUCUAUCGUUUUAAAUAGGUGUUGCAAACUUUAAUGUGGAAGCAUAUAUAUAUCGAAAGCGAAAACAUAGGUUUGAUUAUAUCAAUAUAAAGAUAUAUUUUGAAGCAAUGCUUUCGCUGUAUAAAGCUUAUGAAAAAAGGUCAUAGUUCUCUACAAAGCCAACUUAGAUGAAUUAAAUCUAGUAAUCAAUAGUUAAUUUAAUAAUUUAUGUUGGAUUUAUAAUAAAAAAAUUUAAAUUAAAAAAAAAUAAGAAAAAGGAACUCAAACUGAGACACAAAAAUGCAAGCAAUAUCAGUGAAUGUCUUGCAUAUCUAGUUUUUGUCUAAAAUUAAUUAUUCGCAAUUGAUUUUAGUCUUGUUUAAUUUUCAAGAAAUGUUAUCGAAACUAUUAAUCACAGUAUUAUUAAUACGUAAAUUCUCAUACAUAUACAUUAAAAAAAGCAUUGUAUUUUCCAUACACCAUAUAUUAUACACACACGCGCAUAAACACAAAAAACCACUUUAUAAGACUCUGUAAAUACUUAGCAUGUAAUGUUAUUGGCGAGAAAACACCCUACUAACAUGAACAUCAAAUUUAUUUAUAGUAAAAAUUUCAGAAAUAUCGCAUUA